ACACGCUUCAUCCUCAAAUAUAUAACCCUUUGACAACUGGAGACAGAUAUCUGCUUGCACGAGUGGCAUAGAGCUAGAACUAGUGCUGCAGACUAAAACUUUGUUCACGUCCAAAAAGGAUAGGGCAGCUCUGCAGGACCUGUCAAAUGACUUUUGUUACACAGCCGAAAAUAAAUAAAUAAACAAAUAAACAAAUAAAUAAAUAAAGCAUUUGAGAACUUUAAGACAUGGCAGUCCAGACGUGUUACAUGCAAUUUCCAUCAUGGGGAUUCGAAUUCCAGAAUGCUCGCCUGCCAGACACUUCGGAUUUUGAUCUUCAAGACUUCAGGGAUGCGGUUGAUAAUUUCAUUCCCGAUCAUCCUGCGUUAAUGCAGCCCUGCCUUGGAGGUAUUAACAUGCAGACGUCCAGCUGCGAUGUGUCCGACUUUGAAGCCUGUAUCAUUUCCCCUAUCCCCGCUCCACAGGACCAUCUCCUCCACAGGAACAUGUCAUACACGUGCCCUACACAUGUUCACCAUGACAAUAUGCAACCACUGGCUGAACAGUACUGGAUGGACAUGGCAGACCACAACCAGAAAGCGCUGGGGGAUGCUUUAGUGGUCAACAAUCAGGUAGGCAGCAAUUUUUAA
This is a messenger RNA of Polyodon spathula (Mississippi paddlefish), 629 nucleotides long. RefSeq names its product multicilin-like. The record is from RefSeq and is a predicted model, not a curated record. NCBI's taxonomy places the organism in Eukaryota, Metazoa, Chordata, Actinopteri, Acipenseriformes, Polyodontidae. Bases 228 to 629 code for a protein of 133 amino acids. The transcript is spliced from 3 exons.